Aspergillus alliaceus is the source of this 1334-nucleotide messenger RNA. RefSeq lists its product as uncharacterized. Bases 207 to 1253 code for a protein of 348 amino acids. The record is from RefSeq and is a predicted model, not a curated record. Lineage: Eukaryota; Fungi; Ascomycota; Eurotiomycetes; Eurotiales; Aspergillaceae. The transcript has 3 exons.
CCUGUUUACCGCCUAUCUAUCCGGGAGGGGUUCUGACGCGGGUUCUUUCGUCAUUAACGACUCAUCAUCUAGGCCCUAUACCUUCUUUUGCUUCAGUUGUAAAAGAAGUCUCCUUCCUCAACCGCUUUGGGUAGGAAGAUGGUUGAGAAAUGGGAAGCAACGACUCGCGUGGUCAAAACACACUUUAGAACUCCAGGAGAGAUCGAAUGUUAAUGCCGCCUCCGCUACCUCCUGGAUCGUCUGAUAGAUACGAGCCAUCGAGUACUAUAUACACAAGUAUUAUUAUGUCUGAUGCUACGAGCGUCGGAACAUCACGCGCAUCAUCACUUAAGUCUAGUGCAUUUUCAGAGAGUACCAAGUUACGGGUCAGACAGAUAGACGGAGAUGAGUGCUGGGCGUGCGGCACCGAACCACCUCACAUUUGCCACGUCGCGCAGGAAGAUCGACAGGCAUCACUCUGGGUUGAACUUGGCCUGAUAGACUUUCCGUUAACCUCAGUUCUGAACGCGAUUCCUCUUUGCCCAUCAUGCCAUGACCAGUUUGACUGUCUCAAUGACCCCGGGUUUGUUUUUAUACCAAAAGAUCUUCAGUUUUUUAUUGAAUAUGAGCUUAAGGACCGGGAACGUCGGAAAAUAGCAGCUGAGAAAGGAGUGAUCUUAAAGCGAGAGACUCCCACUUCUGAACAGUACAAGAUAUAUCAAGUCAGUAAAGGGAUAAUCACUGUUGAUGCUAUUGGAGGUCAGUAUCUACCUGUCUUCCUUAAAUCUUAUCUCCAUCGUCGUCGCUUCGAUUUCAAUAUUGCACAAGUAUUGUCAAAGCCCCGAGAGUGGCAUGGGGCUCCAUUGGCAUGUCUUCGGAGAUGUAUACAAGCUCUAGGAAGUCCACGUCUUGGAAUUGUGAAUAGAGACUCUUGUCUCAAGCUUCGACAGCUAUACGACCUAUAUUUUUUUGAUGAUGAAUAUUCUCCAUCAUGUAAUAAGUUACCCGACCUGGCAGUGCGAUCAGAACCAAUCGACAGCGGUAAAAAACGCCAGUUUGAUGGCAUCACACCAGGUGACCCUCAUUCGGCAAAGAGGCAUCAAGGAUCUCGAGAGAGAGAAAACAAUUCUAGUCAAGAUACAACCACAUUCUGUCCAAUCCUUCUACGAGAAGUGCGCGCAGUAUGGAGCUUGGGACCUGAUGUUUCCACUGAGGAGGCUGUUCGUCAAUUUGCGCCUAUUGUUACUCGAUCUCUCAAUUCUUCCCAUGUCUAAGUUCACUGUACGUGUUAUUAUUUUAAAUUCUUGCUUCUGUACUUGUUCAUUUUGUAUACUAUAACUCUUAACUGUUCAACC